Molecule: messenger RNA, 4107 nt
Organism: Choloepus didactylus (southern two-toed sloth)
Lineage: Eukaryota; Metazoa; Chordata; Mammalia; Pilosa; Megalonychidae
Gene: LEF1
Product: lymphoid enhancer binding factor 1
Exons: 12
Coding region: 1176-2372 (398 amino acids)
Biological process (GO): canonical Wnt signaling pathway; regulation of transcription by RNA polymerase II
Cellular component (GO): beta-catenin-TCF complex
Molecular function (GO): DNA-binding transcription factor activity, RNA polymerase II-specific; RNA polymerase II cis-regulatory region sequence-specific DNA binding
Source: RefSeq, a predicted model, not a curated record
AGGAGAAGUCGUGGGGAGACGCAGCCGCUCACCUGCGGGGCAGGGCAAGGAGGGAGGGACAUGGGCUGCGCGCUCUAGGACGGAGGACCUGGGACGCGCCCAGGCCCCGCACACUGCCAAGCUCCGGGUCUCUCCCGCCCCACGGCCGGGUGAACACGAGGGGCGCAGCUAUUUGCUUUGACAGAGCGGGUUCCGCGGAAGCGUGGAGAGCGACGAACUAGUUAGCCAGCCAGGCUGAAAAAGUCGAGCCGGGAACAAAGAGGGAUCGGACUGUGUGUUUGUGCCGGCUCAGGCUCCGGGCAGAAGCUUUUGGGACCGGGACCCCUGCUGUGACUCCCCGAGACCCCCGCCGCGCCCUCCACUGCCAAGUCCCAGCGCUCGCCGGCACGAACUUUAUUCUUGGCAAACUUCUCUUUCUUCUUCUCCUCCUCCGCCCCCAUCUCUCCUCGCCAGCAGAUUCAGUGCGCCUUGAGAUGGAAAACCGAAGCGCAAGGGCAGGAAAUAAGAAACUCUAAAACGGACAUCUCCAAUCGGGGUUGCUCUUUAUUAUUUUUUUGCCCUCCAAGAAGUGGACGUUUAGUUAUCUUCUGAUUCUUCGUGCGUCUUCUCCUCUGGGACAAGUGGAGCCUUUCUGCCCAGCUCCUCCACUCUUUUCUCGGAAAACAAACUCCCAAAUCGGCAUCGGGGAAAGCUACAGAGGAGAGGUUUGCGCCGAGACGCGCUGACUGACCAUCGUCUGCAGUUUGGCUAGUCGUCCAUCCUCCGGAACCAGCGUGCUCCGCGCGCAGACCCCGGCGAGGCGGGGGGCGUGGGGUGGCCGCCCGGGGACUGGCAGCCUAGUUCAGCGCGCGGCGCGCUGCGCAAACCGCUUUAGAGACGCGGGCAGCGGUGAUCCUCACAGCGCGGUGCCCUUCGGCCUCGUGGGCGGGAGUCGGCGUCUGUCCCGGCAGAGCGGGAAGGCGCGGGCGGCUGCUUGGGCUCCGGCGCCGCCGCAGCUGCUGCGGCUGCCGGCCGGCGGCCCCGCGCUCGCCCGCCCAGCUUCCGCCUGCUCUCCUUCCUUACACGCACCCUUCCAAUUCUCCUUUUCCUUCCUUUCCCCACCCUUUUCGUUGACCUCUUUCCUGCUGUCGCCGCGUGUGCUCCUCCAGCGGAGCGGAGAUUACAGAGCCGUCGGGAUGCCCCAACUCUCCGGGGGAGGCGGCGGCGGCGGGGACCCGGAACUCUGCGCCACGGACGAGAUGAUCCCCUUCAAGGACGAGGGCGACCCCCAGAAGGAGAAGAUCUUCGCUGAGAUCAGUCACCCCGAAGAGGAAGGCGACUUAGCCGACAUCAAGUCCUCCUUAGUCAACGAGUCCGAAAUCAUCCCGGCCAGCAACGGACACGAGGUGGCCAGACAAGCACAAACCUCUCAGGAGUCCUACCAUGACAAGGCCAGAGAACACCCUGAUGAAGGAAAGCAUCCAGAUGGAGGCCUCUACAACAAGGGACCCUCCUAUUCGGGUUACUCUGGGUAUAUAAUGAUGCCAAAUAUGAACAGUGACCCAUACAUGUCAAAUGGAUCCCUUUCUCCACCCAUCCCGAGAACAUCAAAUAAAGUGCCCGUGGUGCAGCCAUCCCAUGCAGUCCAUCCUCUCACCCCCCUUAUCACCUACAGCGAUGAGCACUUUUCUCCAGGAUCACACCCAUCGCACAUCCCGUCAGAUGUCAACUCCAAACAAGGCAUGUCCAGACAUCCUCCAGCCCCUGACAUCCCCACCUUUUAUCCCCUGUCUCCGGGUGGUGUUGGACAGAUUACCCCACCUCUUGGCUGGCAAGGUCAGCCUGUAUAUCCCAUCACGGGUGGAUUCAGGCAACCCUACCCAUCCUCACUGUCAGUCGACACUUCCAUGUCCAGGUUUUCCCAUCAUAUGAUUCCUGGUCCUCCAGGUCCCCACACAACCGGCAUCCCUCAUCCAGCGAUCGUAACGCCUCAGGUCAAACAGGAACAUCCCCACACGGACAGUGACCUAAUGCACGUGAAGCCUCAGCAUGAACAGAGAAAGGAACAGGAGCCAAAAAGACCUCACAUUAAGAAACCUCUGAAUGCUUUUAUGUUAUACAUGAAAGAAAUGAGAGCAAAUGUCGUAGCUGAGUGUACUCUAAAAGAAAGUGCAGCUAUCAACCAGAUUCUAGGCAGAAGGUGGCAUGCUCUCUCUCGUGAAGAGCAGGCUAAAUAUUAUGAAUUAGCACGGAAGGAAAGACAGCUACAUAUGCAGCUUUAUCCAGGCUGGUCUGCAAGAGACAAUUAUGGUAAGAAGAAGAAGAGGAAGAGAGAGAAACUGCAGGAGUCGACAUCAGGUACAGGUCCAAGAAUGACAGCUGCCUACAUCUGAAACAUGGUGGAAAACGAAACUCAUUCCCAACGUGCAAAGCUAAGGCAGCAACCCCGGGACCUCUUCUGGAGAUGGAAGCUUGUUGAGAACACAGACUGUCUCCCCAGCUUGUGCAGUUGACCCCAAAGGAGAAUUGAUACCAACUUCAUUCACAUUGAGGUCCCUGCUAGAGACACUGACCCAUAAAGACAAUCACUGCCAACCCCCCUUUUGUCUACUGCAAGAGCCAAAUUCCAAAAUAACACAUUUAAAAAAAAAAACAGAUUUUUAAAAAGAAAAUUAAAAAGCACAUGAGAAUCCUGGCCAGCAGGCCCUAGGUCAGCUGAGCAGCUCUCCUGUGCACCCAGAGCAUCCUGCAUCCAAACCUGUAACCCUUGGCAAGGACAGUGACUCGGCUGCCUUGGCCUGCCAUGAACAACAGGCCUGCAACUAGCAUGUCCAUCAGCAUCCCAGAGGAGGAAUUUGUGGGAGAGCUUGCUCUUUGUUUCUGUCUCCAUUUUUCUUUCUCUUCCUUUCUCCUAAAGCUUUUAUUUAACAGUGCAAAAGGAUCAAUCGUAUGUCUGCUUAUUUUAAACUUGAAUUUUUUUUUUAAUUUACACUUUUUAGUUUUAAUUUUCUUGUAUAUUUUGCUAGCUAUGAGCUUUGAAAUAAAAUUCAAAAAUCUGAAAAAGUUGAAAAUAAAAUGGAAUUAAAAGAAGCCCUCUAUUUCUGAGAGAGAUCUUGUCCGCUAAGUGGCUUCUCUGUGAAUUAUCUGUAACAAAUAGUGGCCUCUCAUCCUUUGUCAGGUGUUCUAUAGAGCUAAAUAAAUGUAUCAGCCAACUCCACUCUGUUGGUAGCAAUGGCAGUCCUAUUUCACUUUAUUUUUCUUCUGAUUUUUUUUUUUUUUUUAAUGGUAAACCUUAACAGAUACUUUCUGCAGACUGGUUUGCAGUGAAUUUUCAUUUCUUUCCUUCUCAGCCCCUUGUAAAAAGCCCAGCACUUGAAAUGUUAUUACUUUAAAUGUUCUGUAUUUGUAUCUGCUUUUAUUAGCCGAUUAGUGAGAUUUUAUGUCAGUUGUUAAAAUGAGCAUUGAUGUAUCCAUUUUUUUUAAAUAGCAAGGCACAGCCUUUGCCCAAAACUGUCAUCUAACAUUUGUCAUUCCAGUUUGAGUUAAUGUGCUGAGCAUUUUUUAAAAGAAGCUUUGUAAUAAAACAUUAAAAAAAAGAAAAGUGUCAUUUUAAUUAAACGAAGUUCCUGAUAGUCUAAAUCCACAGGCCAGGACUGGAUCAUACCCAAGCAGUGCAGGGGGGUUCUGCUGGUGCAGUCCCCUAUGAGGACAGGCCCAUCCCUGUGGUGUAGGAGGACCAACCCAUGUCUCCUAGACAUGCCGAUCCUCAAAAGAACUUGAAUGGCUUAGCUCUCCUCCCUUUUCUGGCGUAGACAUAAAUCAGGGUAAACAGAGUCACUAGAACUUCCUGACCAUCUCAAGAUCCCUGUGGACUCAGCCAACAGAUUGCAGUGCUCCCGUAAGUAUGCAGGUAACUUCCCAUCUUCAUAGCUCAUUGGCUCUCAAACUGGGCUCCUAAAACCACGGUAUCCCUGUGUAAAAAAGGCUUGACUCCCACCCAUCUCCGAAAAGUCAGCAUUUUCCCAAUUUGACUUUGUAUUCCAUCAUUUCCCCUCAACUUGUAUUAUACUAGUCUGUAAGUUGCAAGAACUAGACAUUUUAAGUUUAAAACAAUGUUUCACAGUCUUC